Mycotypha africana is the source of this 1890-nucleotide messenger RNA. RefSeq lists its product as uncharacterized. The record is from RefSeq and is a predicted model, not a curated record. Lineage: Eukaryota; Fungi; Mucoromycota; Mucoromycetes; Mucorales; Mycotyphaceae. The transcript is spliced from 4 exons. Bases 1 to 1890 code for a protein of 629 amino acids.
AUGUCAGCUUUUAGAAAAGAAUAUUCAUCUCGAAUUAACCAUAACACAGCGGCGAUUGCUAAUAACGUCAAUACUUCAUUGGUUGGGUCAUAUGCAGAUUUGUUAUUGGCCGCUGAGCAACGGACAGAAGCUCCAUGGCCUUUUACAAUUGAUGAUUCUAAAACCUUCAAAAGUUUUUAUAUCGCAACAGCAUCAUUGUCUCAACCAUCAAGAAAGAAACCUAUUAAAUCUAAACAACAGCCUGCACAUUUAAGUCACUCAUUGAUUCGGAAUGGGUGUCUACAGCAACAAACAGCAUUCAUUCACAGUAACAGUCUUACUGGAGUCCAAAAAGGCAGCCGUUACUUCGUCAACUGCAAAAAUUUGUUGACAGCCAUUCAGCAACAUUUUCAUAUGUUCAAAACAUUCGCAGCACCUAAGUUAUAUCAACCUGCUAUGUCAGCUUAUGUCAAACAACAGCAGCGAAAGAUAAUGACUUUUACAGCGCCUUCUCCGUUUCUUAGUGGCUAUGGUAUUUUUGCUCGAAAUAAUACAACAACAAAGCUUGGCAUGAUGAGCCAUUAUGGACCGGUAUACGCCCGAAACUUCUCUACAACAACCGUCAGAUCUUCAUUUAUGGCAAAUCUUUUCCAAAAUAAUGCAGCAGCUAGUCAGCAAUCAAGUAUUUUUGGACAUGUUACAUCCCGUAUUUUUUCUCCUGUAGUAAAUCCAAAGAAAUAUAUGACUCAAAAGGAUGGUGACACUAUUAACGAAGACGCACGGGUACGACCAAGAAGCGGUCACUUAGGAAAAGAGUCUCCACUAAUUGAUGCAAGAGCUAACAAAAACCAACUUUUAAAUUGCAAAAUUGCUACACUACCUUACCAAUUGAACGACAACAACGUGCCUAUUUCGGAUAAUGUUAUAAGAAUAGAAACAGACGGAAAUCAUUCAAUCGCUGUAGAGCAUGCACCUACAUGUCAUUCGGAAUCAAUUUUUAUUCACAAGCAAACCUUUUCUGAGUUUGGAAGAUCCAAUGAAGUUUUGAUACUUGAUGAUGGUAUCAACCCUUCUAUGAAAAGAGCGACUCAAGAACUGAAUGAAAGACCACAGUUGAGAGCUAAAAAAGGAGCCAUUCGGAAUGUUCAAAGAAUGUCUUUAGCAACUUCCACUCAUGAUGAACAGGAAGAAUUCAAAGAGAAUUUGGAUAGUUUAACACCAAAAAACAGCAGCUGUGUUACUUCCAGUCAUUUCUUUUAUAUAUCUAUCAACCUUGAUCCCCUGCAGUUCUAUCAUGGUGAUAACAGCUCACUAGCAGUUGAUAUAGACGCCAGCUCACUCGAUACGAAGUAUCAGCAGUGGCACACUCAGCGGCUAAUCCCUUCAUUUAUUGAUUCGAUAGAGUCCAUGGCUUAUAGGUAUCAAGUACAUGUGAGUUACGUGCUGCAGCUACUUGAUAAACUUUCUCAACUGGCCUCCUUCUCCUCGUUCGACAACACUAAUGGGCGUGUUAGAGAAGGUGAAUAUUACCACCAGUUCCGUAUAAUCAGGCAAAACGGAGGAAAAGAAUUACGCAUCUAUUUUCCAACUGAACCACUGAAAGAUCAACAGCAGUCGUUUUCUUCGAAGAAAGACGUUAUAGACUAUUUAUGCUCUGUUAAUGCGAUUAAUAUGGUUACCUAUGAAAAAUUAAAGUAUUUCACAGUCGUAGCAGAAGAAUGUCAGUUUAUGAAAAGGUUUGAAGAACAACCACGGGAUUUGAAUCACUGCUUUUCUACCAAAGCACCUGCGUUGGAAUCUGAUACACUUGUUGGUCCUGAAUAUUUCAAACAGUUACAAAUGUUUCUAGAUCACACAGAUUAUCUCAUUGAGGCAAGCCCCGCCUUCAAAUCAUCCGUCAGCAUUUCUUGA